This is a messenger RNA of Melanotaenia boesemani (Boeseman's rainbowfish), 2521 nucleotides long. RefSeq names its product neuroepithelial cell-transforming gene 1 protein-like. Gene Ontology annotation, molecular function: guanyl-nucleotide exchange factor activity. The coding region runs from base 180 to 1913 and encodes 577 amino acids. Gene Ontology annotation, biological process: intracellular signal transduction; positive regulation of Rho protein signal transduction. The transcript is spliced from 12 exons. The record is from RefSeq and is a predicted model, not a curated record. Lineage: Eukaryota; Metazoa; Chordata; Actinopteri; Atheriniformes; Melanotaeniidae.
UCCAUUUCUAAUAAUCCGCCAUAUUCAAACUUCCGCCGUGGUAUGUGUGCUGUUGUCAUCGAUCUUCUGUUUUCUUUGUAUACAUCAGGCCAGUUUUUAAACGCGUGGACUGAGCCUAUUGUCCGUUCAGUCGUAAGAACAUCUCGUUAACAGUGAUUUUGACAAAAGAGUGUCACAAAAUGGACGAAAACGGAGAAGUUAGCGGAGUAAUGGUGGAAAGCACUAAGCAGAAACUACGCAGGACGUCAUCAAGGAUCUCUACGACCAGUAUCAUCAGCGCUACAGAGUCUUCUCCUCAAAGACUGCGUAUAAACAACUCCAAAAAACCUCCACUGCAGAGAGGCAGCUCCUUUACGUUCCUCACUCCAGGGACUCCGUGGGACUUCAGUCUAAAAAGAAAGCGCAAAGAGAAGGAGGAUGACUCCGUCAGUCUGUCCAGUUUUGACCUCAAGGAACCCAGUAACAAGCGUGUGCGACCGCUGGCCAAAGUUUCCUCCCUCGUCAACCUGAUAUCUCCUUCAAAGAAUGGGGCGGUGCGGCGCUUCGGCCAGACCAUGCAGUCAAUGUCAUUGCGUGGUGAUACCAAGUCACCAGGGAUGACUCUCAAAGCUGGCAGCAAGGCUUCAGGUCCAACCCCGACUAAACGCAGGAACAGCACGCUGUGGUCCGAGACGCUGGGCAUCCAUCAGAAGAGCACCUUCUCUACCAAAGAAAUCAAGCGGCAAGAGGCAAUUUAUGAACUUUACAGGGGAGAGCAGGAUCUCAUUGAGGAUCUUCAACUUGCACGAAAGGCAUACCACGAUCCGAUGCUAAAGCUCUCCAUCAUAACUGAGGAGGAACUAUCUCAAAUUUUUGGUGACCUGGAUGCUUAUAUUCCCCUGCACGAGGACUUACUUAUAAAGCUGACACAGGGAACUGGCCCUGAUGGGACAGUAGCUCAGAUCGGACAGAUAGUAAUAGACUGGCUACCUGGUCUAAAUGCUUAUAAAAACUACUGUAGCAACCAGCUUGCAGCCAAAGCUCUUCUGGACCAGAAGAAACAGGACAGGCGGGUUCAGGACUUCCUGCAGCGCUGUCUGGAGUCACCCUUCAGCAGGAAGUUGGACCUAUGGAGCUUCCUGGACAUUCCACGCUCCCGCCUGGUGAAAUACCCACUGCUGCUGCGAGAGAUCCUCAGACACACUCCUCCGGAUCACCCCGAUGUUACCAACCUGGAGAGAGCUAUCACUAUAAUCCAGGAGAUUCUGUCUGAUAUUAACGUGAGAAAAGGAGAGUCUGAGUGCCAGUAUUACAUUGACAAACUUGAGUUUCUGGAUGAAAAGCAGCGGGACCCUCUCAUAGAUGAGUGUAAGACCUUGCUGUGUCAUGGUGAGCUGCGGACUAAAAGCGGUUCAAGGCUGCAUGUGUUCCUCUUCUCUGAGCUGCUGGUUCUGACCCGACCAGUGACGCGUAACGACAGGAGCUGCUUCCAGGUGUAUCGACAGCCCAUCCCGGUGCGUGACCUGGCUCUGGAAGACCUGCAGGAUGGAGAGAUCCGCAUGGGGGGCUCCUUCAGGGGGGCCUUCACCAACGGAGAGAAGGCCAAGAACAUUUUCCGUGUGAGCUCCAUGGAUCCAUUGCAUUGCCAGUCCCACACCCUGCAUGUCAGUGAUGUCUACCACAAGCAGCAGUGGCUAAACUGUCUGCGCACCGCAAUGGCCCAACAGCAGGGGGAUCCACUCAGAGCUCAGCAAGGGGAAUCCAAACGGGUAAAACGCAGCUCCUCUGUUAUCUCAGCCAGGAUCUGUGAGGAAGAGACAGACGCGAACUGUCCACCUGCCUCUGGCCAUAAACUCAGGCCUCAGACACUCUCCAAAACCAGACUGGGACAGAAGUUACAAGGAUCACAAAAGAGGAAGGAAACUGGAGUGUAGAUGUAGAAUCAGGGUUCAGACACAUUCUUAGCCUGCGUUCUGUUUGAUCAUGUUCGUCUGUCAGCAGAUUUUCUAGCAGCCACUCUUUAUUAUGCCGUCUUUCUAGCUGCACUGGAAAACUUUCACAAUCACUUCCGUCCAGUUUUGUGUAUCAAGUUUUCGUCUUUAAAAUGUGUAAUUAGUUUACAAAAAAAGUGUUAUGUGCCACUAAAUGUGUGUGGAAUUCAGACUUUGUGUACUUUAAAAUAAAUUUAAAAAAAGAAAAAACUUUACACCAACUGUAGCUCUUUAUUUUUAUUCAAUCGUUGGUGUUUUUAAACUGUCUCAGUAAAAUGUGUGAAGUUAAUUUCUAAUUAUUAUCUGUGUGAAGAUAAGGAACCAGCCAACUGAAAUAUUGCGACAUUGGUGCUGUUAACAGGAAGCAGAUUUUAUGACAUCGAACUGAACGUGUCAGACAUUUGAUACAAGAUACUGACCAAAACAUAAGCGAGAGGACUGACAAAUGCUAAAGUAAGAAAGAUCUUUUCGUGGGAAACCGUAUCAAAUUACUGUAAAUGUAUUCAGUGGAAAUCUGUCAGUUGGAGGGGGGAGGGGAAGUAAAACAAGGU